This is a messenger RNA of Penicillium argentinense, 4362 nucleotides long. RefSeq lists its product as uncharacterized. The transcript is spliced from 3 exons. The coding region runs from base 1 to 4362 and encodes 1453 amino acids. Gene Ontology annotation, molecular function: protein binding. Lineage: Eukaryota; Fungi; Ascomycota; Eurotiomycetes; Eurotiales; Aspergillaceae. The record is from RefSeq and is a predicted model, not a curated record.
AUGCAUUUCCGUUGUUUGAAGUUUAGGAAGAAGGACAAAGCGUCUCCCGAGGACAAUGAACAUGGAGACACCAUUCCCAACCCUUCGGAACAACCGGAAGCGGCCGUGACACAGGUUCUGCUGCCGCCAAAGGAACCAGGGGAAUCGGCGCAUGCGGAACCAUCGCCGCCCCCAGACCAACAAUUAAGCAGUCCCGUCUCGGCUCCCCUUGGGCCUGCCUUGGCGGACAAUGAGGAGAUACAGCAGAUCUGGGCGGAGAUUCAGGAGAAAGUCAAUAGCCUGGCUCAGCAAGCUGGCAGGUCCGUCAACACGGGCAUGGAUAUUGGGGAUGUCAUGGGAACCCUCGCAUCUACUGAACAUCCGGGCAUGGAGCCGAGCAAGAGGGAUGCAGUUAAGAAUGUGUUUGGGAAUACGUUGAAAGUGAUCCGGACCGUUGGUGGAUUUGUCGCAGAUGGAGCGUCGCAGGUCUUUCCUGCCGCGGCGCAAUGUUAUAAUGCCAUCGGCUUUGUCAUUAAUGCGUGGGAAGGCUACCAGAGCGCGUUCGAUGGCCUCACGGACCUUUUCGACGAAUGCACGAAAUAUCUGACACGGCUGGGCGAGAUCUAUGCCAAAGGAACAAUGAGCGAGAGCCUUACCAAACUUACGGCCAAACAGCUGAAAUUGUUCGUCACAAUCUGCGAUCAUGCUAUCUCGCUGAGACACACCUCCAAAGGGAAGCUCAAGGCCGCCUUAAAGAUUGCGUUCCUGGGUGAGAGCAGCAUCCAAGACUUGGUCGGCCAGAUGGCCAAGCAUGUUAACGAAGAGCACAUUUUGAUAUCGGCCCACACUUUCCUCAACUCACAAGAGGCUGUGAUUGCCUCCCGCUCGAGUCUGAAGGUGACACAAAAGAUCGAAGGCCAGGUUUCCCAGGUGCAAACCCAGGUCAAGGAUAUACAAGUCGCGGUAAUGAAGGAUAAGGAGGUGCAUGAGCAGAGCCGGACCGAGGCUGUAAUCAAAAAAGCCCUAGGCUAUAACCAUGACAUCGCACCUGUCUGGAGCGACAGGUACCGAGACUAUACGAAGGAGCGAUUACCGUCCACGGGCAAAUGGGUAUUCGAUGAUCCGAUGUUCGCUCGGUGGAAGAAAGGCCAGUCGGGAGCCAACAUCCUCGCAGUUACCGGCGGUAGUGGCACCGGGAAAAGCUUCCUGGCGACUUCCAUCAUACAGCACUUCAUUCACCGAGCAAAUCCCGCCGAAGCAACAGACACUCGAGCUUCCGCCGCCUUUUACUACCUUGAAGGAGACGAAGUCAAAUCUAUGCAGAGCGCAAGCAACAUUGAUGAUGUGGCCAAGUCCCUUGUCUGGCAAUUCACUGUGGCCGACGCGCGCUACAAGAGGUCUGCUGCUGGAAUAUGUCGAGAACAUCCAACUGCUGAUGUGGCCGCCAUGUCACAGCGUCUCCUUUUUGAAUGUCCGUACCUUCAUGAAGUGAAUGGCAUGUUUUAUAUCAUCAUAGACGGUCUUGUGGGUAAAAUGGGAGAAGGCAUGCUCCGCUUUCUGAGAGAUAUAACCGCCGCAGCGACAGGCCGCCGCAUCCGGGUCCUGAUGACCUGCGAUCCGGAUUGUUCUGAGCAUCUGGCCCAGGUCGAUGGCAUCGCUUUCGAUUCAAUACAGAUUAAUGCGAAGAAUAAACCUGACGUCCAAGCGUUGAUUGAGUCAAGAAUGAACUCCAUGCCGGCCUUGAACGACUGUACCAAUGCCAGUGUCCGGGACCUCCGGAAGUCGGUCUGCGACGAACUCAUAGAAAAGACAGGGCAUGAUUAUGUCCGAGUUAACUUCGCCCUCCACGAGAUCAGCAAACAGGAGUAUCCCGAAAAAAUAUUGAGCAUCGUGCACAAUGCAGGAAGGCAGCGUACGCAGCAGAUCAAGGAAGAGAUUGAAGAGCUGGAACGGAGUCUCUCCGAUGCGGAAAUAUCAGAAAUCAACGAUAUCAUCCUCUGGAUACAACAUCACCGGGGCCUGUUAACGGAAAGCUGGAUGACUACUGCUCUGUGUGCUCGAGAUGGGAAAAAAUCUCUCCUCCGCCUGUCAGACAAGUUCAAAGCGAAGUAUACUCUCUUCACGAUCACCCACAGAGGCGAAGUGACCUUCCGAGCCCCCGAGGUUGAGAAAGCCAUCCACCGGCGGCACAGGGCCCGUAAUGAGCCCGAGCAACUUAGCCCGACUGCGAUCUCCCAGAGCGAGGUUGACAUGAUCAACCACUUUCUCCGCACAGUAUGUCCACCGAACACCUACAGCAAGCUGAAUGUGGACGCGUUGCUCGCACAGAAGCAGCAGAGUAAGGGAGGUACCCGGAUCUGCCAGGACGAUUCGCAUACAGGAGAUGCUAAACUGGCCCUGACCUGCCUGGAAUUGCUCGCGAAUAAUGCCGAUGAACAGGAAAAUGGCUUAUUGCCUUAUGCUAGAAAGUUCUUCGAUCGCCAUUUGUGCGCGGCGGAUCUGGCCUUUGUCGACAUUGAGUUAAAGGUUCAAAUUGGUCAACUUCUUGUCAAUCUGUUCACCCAUGAUGCGUCAAUCGACGCGUUACUCUGCACCCGGGAAUCAAGCCGCUUUAGCCCGGUUCGAAUUGAAAUCUCCCAGAAGCUGUUGCUUGAAAGCAACACUGCAAAUACUGUCAUUCAAUGGCUCAGGGACUCGGCGGUCACUUCAGCAGUCGCCGACAAAGAAACCAAGGAGUGGAUUUCGGACGUGAUCAAAGGCGGCGGUCAUGGUAAGCUACUAGCACCGGCCGCGAAGCGAAUGGCCUUCCACCUUGUGCGAGAACCGCACAAACUACCCGUUACCAGGGGCGCUUUCCUGUUCAUUGUGUAUUACAUUCGGAAGUUCGAAAACGGCGACGAACAUCCAGAGGCGCCAGAUCCCUUUACUGCGUCUAUUGAGGAGAUCGAUAGUGUCGACCAGUGGUGCGCGAACAUCCUGGGAAUUAGCAAGAGAGAUUCAUUUUGGCAUUCGCAAAUUGCGGCCAUGUUACUUGCCUGCAACAAAACCCUGCAAGCAAUGCGGCGAGCUCGAACAGCACUGAAUAUCGAUUCGAACAACUGGCGAGCAUCAACCCUCUUGGCCAACAAACUGAAAGGUUCUGAAGGAAUCGCGAUGAUUAAGCCUGUCAUUGAUCGCGUUGGAUCUGACGCCGAGUGGCAGAAGUGCGAUCUCAACAGAUCGGAAUAUUCAACCAUGUUCUUCAUCCUGGCUGAGAAGACUUGGCAGCAGUCUCAAAAGCAGUUCAAUGCUACUGUCGAAUUCGCAAAGUCGGCGAUACGAAUUGAGCCGACUAACUAUCCCCGGGAUGCGAGGUUUCUGCAGCUCUGUGCCCACCACAAACAAUGGCUACGUUAUGUUGAACUUUUAGAGACAAUUGCCGAUAGCUCAAAUGCGCUAGAAGAGCAGGCGCUAUCCGAGCUGAUGAUCCUGUGCGUUUUUGAUAUGAACAGGACAGAGCAACUUCCAUUAAUGUUGCAAGCGGCUUUUCACACAGGUCGGCUCGAGUUCAUCGUGGACGCCUUCCGGGACUGUGUAGAAAAGCUCGAAGCACGCGGUGAUCGCGCUAGGCUCUGCUAUAUCCGAUACUACUAUGGGCGCGGACUCAAUGCGCUUCAGAAUGGGUCGCCAAAGGCGAUUGAACAGUGGCGUAAGGCUAUUGAGGAGGGUGCCGGUCCGGAACUUCUGUCAUCACUGAUCAGCAACAUCACGCCGUAUUACCUACAAAAGGCCAUCAAGGCAGCUGCCGCAAAUGAUGAUGAAGCUGCGUCUAUCUAUCUCGAGAAAAUCCAAACAUUGCUGCCGGAGGACGUACCCGAAUCUAGCGUCAUGCUUCCACCGGCGAUAUACAUUGUGCGAUAUCACGCGCGAAAAGGCGAUCUGGCGCAGGCUAAGCUUAUUGCUCGCGAUAUAGUCCGGAAAGGUAUUGAGAUCCUGACCGACGAUAUCGAAGACAACGACCUCCCUGCCUACAAUGAACUCUUGUGGUUAUUCAUCGCUCUAGGCGAUAAAGAGAAUGUGAAGGCAAUUCGUUCUCUCAUUGCAGCGCGUUUCAGAGAGCACCAGAGAUUCAUCUGCUCUGGCGACUGCGGAGGCUCUUGGGACAUGGCAGACGAGAUGAUCUGGUGCCAAGAUUGUAUUAACGUCAAAUUCGAGAAUGGGUGCCACGGGAAACUACACGAGACCGGUUUCCCGUUUUUGUUCUGCAAUAGCACGCACAAGUUUCUCCGCUUGCCCAAGGUGGAAUCUCCACAGGAUGGUUACGUGCUGAUUGGCGACGACGCGGUCCCGGUAGACGAGUGGAUGCAGCGCAUUCAGAGUGAUUAUAUCGAGCUCGGGCGCUGA